Molecule: messenger RNA, 3392 nt
Organism: Myxocyprinus asiaticus (Chinese sucker)
Lineage: Eukaryota; Metazoa; Chordata; Actinopteri; Cypriniformes; Catostomidae
Gene: wdr47a
Product: WD repeat domain 47a
Exons: 15
Coding region: 146-2860 (904 amino acids)
Molecular function (GO): protein binding
Source: RefSeq, a predicted model, not a curated record
UCGAGCGCCAGGGACAACAAGAGCCUCUCCGCCCAGGACCCACGGGAAAAAAAAAACAUUAGACCGUCCGUGUCAACACACCCUCGGCGGACCCAAAGAGGAUUUCUGCUUUUUGCGUAUAUGUGGAGAUUACAAGCUUGCCACCAUGACGGCUGAGGAGAUCAUAAAUGUAAAGGAAGUGGAGAUCAUUAAGGUGAUCCUGGACUUCCUGAACUCACGGAAGCUGCAUAUUAGCAUGCUUGCUCUGGAGAAAGAGAGCGGAGUCAUCAACGGCCUAUAUUCAGAUGACAUGCUCUUCCUCAGACAGCUCAUUUUGGAUGGACAGUGGGAUGAAGUAUUGCAGUUUAUUCAACCUCUUGAAUGUCUGGAUAAAUUUGACAGGAAAAGGUUCCGGUACAUUGUUCAGAAACAGAAGUUUCUAGAAGCUUUGUGUGUGAACAAUGCCAUGUCUGCUGAAGAUGAGCCACAGCAUUUGGAGCUGACCAUGCAGGAAGCUGUGAAGUGUCUCCAUGCUGUGGAGGAGUUUUGUCCGUCUAAAGAGGACUACAGUAAGCUUUGUCUGCUCCUGACCCUUCCCCGCCUCACCAACCACGCCGAGUUCAAGGACUGGAACCCCAGUACGGCACGCGUGCAGUGCUUCGAGGAGGCCUGCGGCAUGGUGGCAGAGUUUAUUCCGGCUGACCGUAAGCUUAGCGAGGCGGGGUUCCGCGCCAGCUCCAACCGUCUAUUCCAGCUGCUGAUCAAAGGCGUUCUUUACGAGUGCUGCGUGGAGUUUUGUCAGAGCAAAGCCACAGGAGAAGAGAUCACUGAGAGUGAGGUUCUUCUGGGCAUAGACAUGUUGUGCGGGAACGGCUGUGAUGAUCUGGACCUCAGUUUGCUCUCUUGGCUCCAGAACCUGUCACCCAAUGUCUUCUCCUGCGCGUUUGAGCAGAAGAUGCUCAGUAUCCAUGUAGAUCGUCUUGUUAAACCUGCUAAGGCUGCGUACGGCGACCUCCUUACUCCACUUAUCAGUAAACUCUCUCCAUACCCUGCCUCGCCUCUGCGACGGCCACAGUCCGCAGACACCUACAUGUCUCGCUCUCUGAACCCAGCAUUAGAUGGUCUUUCCUAUGGCCUCUCUGGGCAGGAGAAGAGAGGUGCAGGACCAGAUAGAGGAAAAACUUCACCCAUGUCACAAUCGUUUGCUAACUUUCAGCACCUGAACCGCAGUGUGAUGAUGGAGAACUCAGGAUGUCACAGCAUCUUUGAGGAGUCACCUGAGAGCUCCAGAACUGAAACUCCAUCUGAUAAAAUGAUGAGCUCACCUGGUCCUCAGAACUCUCGACCAGUCUCUGCCCCGGGUCAGGAUGCCCCUGUACCCGGUCCUGCAGAAAAGAAUGAGCUGCGUGACUCUACUGAGCAGUUUCAAGAAUUUUACCGCCAGCGUUUGCGUGUGCAGCAGCACCUGGAACAGAAGCAGCAGCAGCGGGAACUCUACCAGCAGAUGCUGCAAGAGGGCGGAGUCCAGCAGCAAGAGGCCCUGCCCACCGCCAAGCACAAUCUCACAGAGACCUUCCUUUCCAGGUCUAUUCAAAGACUGGAGGAGCUCAACGUGGGAAUGGAUGAUUUGGGAGAAGAGGUGCAGGCUCUCUCUCAGCAGUGUAAUGGAGGCGGUAAUAACAUCAAUGUGUUGAGAGACACUUCAGCCAUGCCACAGACACAGGAGGGAGGUAAAGAAGCCAGUGAUGUGGUCACCAGCACUCCUCAGAGGUCAGCAGGCCAAGCAGCCUGCCUUCCGCCCAUCCAGUCCCCUGUGCUGCCCCAGAGCGCUCCGAAAGACAAGAGUGGACAGAAUGAUGACAGUUUGACCCGCUCUAAAGGCCCAGAGAAAGAGAAGUCUAAAGCAAAGUUUGUGAUGGUGAACACCCUGGAGGAUACACAGGCGGUGCGUGCCGUGGCCUUCCACCCCACAGGGUCAUUAUACGCGGUCGGCUCCAACUCUAAGACACUCCGUGUGUGUGCUUACCCUGACACACUGGACAUGAGUGGCUCGGGUGGAAGUAAGCCUCCUGUGAUUCGCUUCAAGAGGAACAAGCACCACAAAGGCUCCAUAUAUUGCGUGGCCUGGAGUCCCUGCGGUCAGUUACUUGCCACCGGCUCCAAUGACAAAUACGUCAAAGUGCUGCCCUUCAACCCAGAAACCUGCAAUGCCACAGGUCCUGAUCUGGAGUUUAGUAUGCAUGAUGGGACCAUCAGAGAUUUGGCGUUUAUGGAGGGUCCUGAGAGCGGAGGAGCCAUUUUAAUCAGUGCAGGAGCUGGAGACUGUAACAUCUACACAACUGACUGCCAGCGAGGACAGGGCUUGCACGCGCUGAGCGGACACACGGGUCAUAUCCUGUCUUUGUACACGUGGGGGGGUUGGAUGAUAGCAUCUGGCUCUCAGGACAAGACGGUGCGUUUCUGGGACCUGCGGGUGCCCAGCUGUGUGAGAGUGGUGGGGACAGCCUUCCAUGGCUCAGGCAGCCCCGUGGCAUCAGUGGCAGUGGACCCAAGUGGGCGUCUGUUGGCAGCAGGACAGGAGGACAGCUCCUGCAUGCUGUAUGACAUCAGAGGCGGACGCAUGGUUCAGACAUACCGACCACACUCCAGCGAUGUCCGAUCGGUGCGUUUCUCUCCUGGGGCCCAUUACUUGCUCACAGGAUCUUACGACAACAAGGUCAUCAUCACUGACCUACAAGGGGACCUUACGAAGCAGCUGCCGUUGACAGUAGUGGGAGAGCAUGCUGAUAAGGUGAUCCAGUGCAGGUGGCACACACACCACCUCUCCUUUCUGUCCUCCUCUGCUGACCGCACGGUCACACUCUGGACGCAGGCCACAUAGAACCAGCUCCAACCACUAGAGGAGGACAACACACUCACAUACACUGCAAAGAGUCUGAAGGAAUGGAUAUGUAAAACUUUACAUAUAUGUUUGUGGCACAGUGUAAACAAAGGUGUGUGUCUGUGUGUAUGUAUUUAUUUUGUGUUCUUAGACCCCUAGUUCCAUAUCACAAUGUAUGGCUGAGAUCUUUAAUGUAAACCCUAUUAAUGUACAUAUUAUCGGAUGUGACUGCCAGUGCCACGUGUGUGUGUGUGUGUGUGUGUGUGUGUGUGUGUGUGUGUGUGUGUGCGCACGUGCGUGUAUGUCUGAUAUUUGUAAUGGCACUGAGCCAUAUUGGGAUCUUGUGCUUUAGUGUGCUUGGCUAUAUGCAUUAUUCCAUUAUAGGAAUAUUUUACCCAAAAAAGAAAAUUCUCUUAUCAUUUAUUCACCCUCAUGCCAUUCCAGAUGUGUAUGUCUUUCUUUUUUCAGCAGAACACAAGCAAAGAUUUUUGAAGAAUAUCUCUACUCUCUACAAAUACAAUGCAAGUAAAUA